AUGAACACACCGUACUUUGUCUAUCCAACAGUGUGUUUCCAUUCGUUUGUGACUCAUUUAAAAGAAUAUAACGAUUUUGCGAGCUGAGGAGAAAAAGAAAAGAAAACAUAGAAACACUUGGAUCUAAAAGCGUCUGAUCGUAUCUGUUGUCGGCAUCUCUUUUGAUUUUUUUUCCACCUGGGAAAGUAAAUGUUUUGUCGUGCAGGCUUUUAUCCUGAAAGUUUCGAGAAAGGUGUUUUUUGAAAAAAGGAAGAGUGAAAGAAGAGCGCGACUUGGUCCGAAAAAAGCAAUCCCAAAAUGUUCUGCCCGAAUAGGAAAUAUUAGCUUCCAGAUGCCGACAUCGCAGUCUUUACCCCUCAGCUAUCAAGAACAAAGUAUCUCGUACUCCUUGAUGACGAAGCUUUGUGAGCUGACUUCUCCGAAGCUUUAUCCCAGCAUUGAUGGACAUCUGGCGCACACCUCCAGCUCAUGCUCGGAAGGUAGAUCAACCAUCCAACCAAAAACCAAGAAAGUACAGCCAAGUCGAGAAACGGACGCGGUUACAACCCAGGACGGCCUUUGUGUUUGGAGGACCGACAGAAGAUCGUGCAACUCUACAAAGAGGGGAACCGCGUCAGCCACAUCGCACGACUCAUCGGCGUCACUCACAGCUGCGUCAGCAAGAUCAUGACCAGGUGCGUUUCUGACAGCCAUCUGGGAAAGUCAUCUCCGACCUUCUUUUCUACGAGUUUCAGAAAAAGGAAAGGGAAGAGUUGAUAUAUAUUAUAUUCAUUUGUUCCAAUCAAACUUCCUAACAAGACAUCUCACCUCUGGUAGAUGAAAAAUUGCUUAUCAAUGUCUUAAAAAGCUCACGCGUGAUGGGAAACUAAAUUUUGUACCUAUGAAAAAUCAACUGACGUAUGAGCUCUUUUUACCUUGCGGUUGGGAAUUCCUUGAAGAUUGGCCAAAACACUCCUUGUUGUACCAGAUGGGAAUCCUGAAAGUCAACCUGUAGAACUUACUCGUUUUUGAGAAAGGGCACCUCAAAGUCAAAGAAAACCCUAAAAGUCCGUUAGAAUAGUGUAUUUGGGGGUAGUAGGCCUUAUUCCGCAAAAACUAUUAAGUUGUCAGGUUGAGGCUUGCAGGAUUUCCAUAUGGUACAACAAAGAGUGUUUUGGUCAAUUUUCAAGAAAUUACCAACCGCAAAGUAGCAUGAACUCUCCUGUGAGAAUAGGCGGUCUGCCAUUGUGUUUUUUUAAUUUCAUAUUUCUCUCCUUAAAAACCACAAGCUGCAUUUUCGUGAAUUCCGUGUCUGUAUCAUGUCAGAAAAUCCCUAAUACAAGUUUCAUUUUUAAUACAUAUCUUCUCAAAAAAAAAAAGAAAAAAGUUAGAACUAACAUACUUAUUCAAUCUGCAAGGCUCCUUUUUUUUGCUGCUUCUCCAACGACCAGUUAAGAACUGCAGAAGAAAAUCUCUCAGAGCGAAUAUUUGUUUUUGAAGCUUUCUCUGUUAUUUUUCGUGAAAUUUCUCGGUUUACAAUAUUUUGUUUUGAGACACCUAAACCUAAAAACAUUUAUUUUUCUAAAUAAUAAGUUUCGAACUUUAAUUGAUUCAGUUAAUUGAAAACGUUAGAUGUUAUGGUUUUUCUCGAGUUUUCCCUAACUGAUCAGGGCCAUGACUGGAUGGAAACAUAGACGACCUGAAAGAAGAUGUCAAAAAAAAGUUUCACAACUUUUUGCUAUACUAGGUUGGGCUUCAAUAUCCUGAAACUUUGCACGAAAUGGCUUUUAAAAGCUUUUCAUCGCGAGAUUUGCUACGAAACACUUAGGGCAGGAUGGACUUUCAAAAGUGCCAAAAAACCUCCGGCCUCUGAAAGAGACUUUGUUCUGAGCGCUAAAAGUGCACUGUAGAGAGACGUCGUUUCUCAAAAACUUCUGAUGUUUCGAAGUAAGUCUGACCGUCGCUGGCCUCCGCGAACACAUGUUCUCUGAUGGAGGUUAGAACCUCUUUUGUGUUGAAAGGAUCACUAAAAGGCCAACCAGUGAGAUUUCCAAGAAAUGUAGUGACGUGAGAAAGAAACUUUACAAAAAUUUCGAUUAGAAACACUCAGAGAUCAUUUUUUGAAUAAAAAAACAUUUAAUAAACAGACCAGCCUGCAUCAUUAAAGAGUUUCAUAUAUUGCCAAAAUAAGAAUGAAAUCGAAAUUUGUCUCAUUGGAACUGGAAGAAGUUUCAGAUAUCGACGGACAGGAAGCGUCUAUCCUCGCCUAAUCCACCGCAACUUCGUUGGCUACACGCGAAUGAAGAACAAUGCGGAAAAAAAUAACAGGGAAAUUACCUUGGAGCAACCUUUCCUUGCGACUUCAGAAACUUCGUCGUCGGAACUUCUUUUUUCCAUAGAAAAGUGAGUUUUCAGUAUGAAGCCAGAAAAAAGCUUCUUCAAAGAAAAUAUUGCAAGAAAAGACAGAAAAUAAGACUUUCCCGAAUUUCUCAAAGUUUUUGUGGCACACGUUUUGAAAAAAAAAUUACUCCUUUUUUCACUGUGAAAUAAUAGAAACUUCCUAAACACUGUAUCAGUUCUCUUUUUUUCAAGCAUUCAAUGGGUUUUUGACAGAGUUCAGGAGAAUAAGAUUUGAAGAAAUGUCUUUUUAUUUACUGUUCAAAAGAUUCUUGGAUUUUUUUUUUUUUUGAAAAAUUUGAGGCUUCCAACGUUUUGAAUUUUUAGUCUUCCAAAACUAAAGUCUCAAAAACUCCUUCGAAGAAAGUGGUCCAUUCUGUGACUUUGAGCCGUUUUUUUUUUACUAGGAUUUGAUCAGUUUAAGAUUUUUGCUAAAAGUGACUCCCAAAAGGUUUUUAUAUUGAUUCUGAAAAGAGGAUUAACAGACUUCUGACGGCGUCGAGCAAGUGCCGAGAUUCGACACCUGCGGCGUUCCCCCCGCUCGCCCCAUUUCUGGCCAAGAACCUGGUCGCGGCACAGCCACAGGUGCUCGACGUUGCCGCUUCGCGCUGA
This is a messenger RNA of Caenorhabditis auriculariae, 2988 nucleotides long. Lineage: Eukaryota; Metazoa; Nematoda; Chromadorea; Rhabditida; Rhabditidae. The record is from the annotation of a GenBank genome assembly.